Glarea lozoyensis ATCC 20868 is the source of this 480-nucleotide messenger RNA. RefSeq lists its product as uncharacterized. Lineage: Eukaryota; Fungi; Ascomycota; Leotiomycetes; Helotiales; Helotiaceae. The transcript has a single exon. The record is from RefSeq and is a predicted model, not a curated record. The coding region runs from base 1 to 480 and encodes 159 amino acids.
AUGCCUCCAGCAGAAAGGUCCAAACACAAGAAACACCAUAAUGAUCCGUAUCCUCUAGACAAGAGUACCAUUCGCCUCUGUAAACGCGCACCGGGCUGUCGGUGUUACAAUUGCCAAAAGAGAGCUGAAAACCACACCGCUGAAAAUAAAGAAGAAGAUGACUUAAGCAUGCCGGACAAAAGUCAGAAAGGCGAAAGCUCGCAGGUUAAGCCCAGAGAUACUGAAGAGCUGCAAGAAGCGACAAAAGAGGUAGGCGAGGUGGAGAUUGGAGAGGGCGAGAAGGGCUCAGAAGGAUCGAAGGGAUCAAUGCGAUUUGCUGAGGGGAAAAGAGGGAUUCUUAAACGCAGCGGGGAAUCUGAGGGGUCACAUACGAUAGAAAAAGAAGAAAAGCGUGUUGGUUUUGAGUAUGGCGUGGGUCGUGGGAGAUCAGAUGGUAGGAAAGGGCAAGGGAGAUAUGUUGGCGCGCCACGCCGAAAUUGA